AUGCACCCCUCUGGGGAACAUAAGAUAGCCGCAAGCAACAAGCGAGACCGUACCAGCGCUGACACCAACAGGGUGUCAGACGGCACCAGGUUCUCGCAGAUAAAUCUGCAACAUUGCAAGGCGGCAACGGACAUCCUCCAUCACCGCCUUGUGACAAGGCAGACAGAUAUAGCCCUCAUACAAGAACCUUGGAUCUCCAAGGAACGCGUAGGAGGGCUCGAUAUGAGAUGCGGCUCACUCUACUACGACGCCACAUCUACAAGACCCAGGGCCUGUAUCUUCGUCAAGAAGGAGAUAACGGCCCUGAAACUAAACGAAUACUGCACAGCGGAUAUCUCAGCGGUUAAGGUCAAACUUAACCUCGGAGGGAAUACGUCUGAGCUAGUGAUCUGCUCGGCAUACCUCCCAUAUGACUCAGAGGACCCUCCAUCCACGAGGGAACUCAGAGCCCUGAUAGGCCACUGCGCAAAUAACGGUCUGCACCUGGUGAUCGGAUGCGAUGCCAACUCGCACCAUACGGUAUGGGGCAGCACCAAUACCAAUGGCAGAGGCACAGCACUGCUAGAGUACCUCGCCACCGCGGGUCUGGAGAUCCUUAACAAAGGCUCCGCCCCCACUUUCGUCACCUCCCGCAAAACAGGAGGCGACAGGGAAGGCGGCACUGGAGAAGCGUACAGAAACCCAAAGGCCACCAACUGGGCACUCUAUAGAGAGGGCCUGGAAGGGAGGCUUAAGGGGCACUGUCAGCGUCCCAGGACCGUAGGCGAAAUUGAGCAAGCGGUGAAGCACUUAAGCUCCGCCGUUACUCAAGCCUACGAAGCCGCCUGCCCCGCCAAAAUUGUAAGCAGUAGCAAAAGGGUCCCCUGGUGGAACAAGAAAUUGGACCAAGCCAGGAAGGACACCCGAAGACUACUGAACAAAGCCAUGAAGGCAAACACGAAGCCAGCCUGGGACAGCUAUAAAACGUCCCAGCAAGCUUACAAAAAGCUAAUAAGAACCAGCAAGAGGACAGCCUGA
This is a messenger RNA of Osmia bicornis bicornis, 1017 nucleotides long. RefSeq lists its product as uncharacterized. Gene Ontology annotation, molecular function: catalytic activity. The transcript has 2 exons. Lineage: Eukaryota; Metazoa; Arthropoda; Insecta; Hymenoptera; Megachilidae. The coding region runs from base 1 to 1017 and encodes 338 amino acids. The record is from RefSeq and is a predicted model, not a curated record.